AACCCCGCUAGACUUUACACCCAAAGCAAGCUCGCCACCUGAAGUCGUAUAACUACAACCGUGUGGAUAGUUACUGAAAAAAGGAGCACAUCCCUGUCAUAGCCGGAUUCAUUUUUUUCAGUGUAAAGAUGAGUGAUAUCUCUGACGAUGAUAAUGAGAUCUCUUUCGCAGUUAAAUUUCUGGGGCGUGUUGCGGUGGUCCGUUCUGAGGGCAUGCAGAUCCUGAAUGAGGCUGUUCAGAGCCUGAAGAUGCCUGACAAAGAGUCAACAGAAAAGCUGCAGAAGAAGAACAAGGUGUCUUUGUUUUUGUCCAUGAGCGGGAUUGACAUUUUGGAGCACAAAACCAAGUUCAUGCUGUACACAUGCCCCCUCUCCUCCGUGUCCUUCUGUGCAGUCAUCCCGACCACACCCAAAGUCUUUGGCUUUGUGGCCAAACACCCAGCUGCAGACAUGUACCACUGUUAUCUGUUCCAGAGCAAGAAAUUUUCUCAUCUGCUGGUGUCCAUUAUCGGAGAUGCAUUUCGGGCCACAAAGAGAGAGGCAAGCCUCAGAGGAGGCGGACGGGAUCUGAUUGUGGAGGCACUGAGGCACAAGAAUAAAGUCCUGCAGAGGGAGAAUGCCGAGCUGAGGAUGAGACUCAGUGCAUCCGGAGAUGGGACAGACGGGGCUGCUAGAACCACAAACAGACAUCAAAUUGCCCUCACAAGGUCCCAAAAAAAGCAAACAGAAGCACAGAAAUUCUCACACUUAGACAUGUAUCCUCACAAAAUAACGUUUCACUGCAGUGAUGACACAGCGCCUCUACUGAGAACACAGGAACUGAACAUGACAGAUGUUUGAAGAGGAAUGGCCAUGUCAAAUGCAUGUUGAUGAUACACGACUCUAACUAAACUAUAAUGUCUGAAUAAAACAAUGAACAAUAGCUA
Molecule: messenger RNA, 925 nt
Organism: Salvelinus sp. IW2-2015
Lineage: Eukaryota; Metazoa; Chordata; Actinopteri; Salmoniformes; Salmonidae
Product: PTB domain-containing engulfment adapter protein 1
Source: RefSeq, a predicted model, not a curated record